Messenger RNA from Sciurus carolinensis (gray squirrel), 216 nucleotides. RefSeq names its product stress-associated endoplasmic reticulum protein 1-like. The record is from RefSeq and is a predicted model, not a curated record. Gene Ontology annotation, cellular component: endoplasmic reticulum. The transcript is spliced from 2 exons. Bases 13 to 216 code for a protein of 67 amino acids. NCBI's taxonomy places the organism in Eukaryota, Metazoa, Chordata, Mammalia, Rodentia, Sciuridae.
GGUGCUGCAAAAAUGGUUGGCAAGCAGAGGAUCCAGCUGGCCAAGAAGCACGGCAAGAACAGGAUGUCCUGCAGCGCGGGUGGUCCCAAGACCUCGCAAAAUGUGCCUGAAGGGAAGACGACAGUAAGACCCUGGUUAUUGGCUCUUUUCAUUUAUUUUUCUGUCCGUGGCUCUUCAAUUUUCCAGAUUAUUCAGAGUGUCAGGAAGGGCAUGUGA